Messenger RNA from Xenia sp. Carnegie-2017, 1643 nucleotides. RefSeq lists its product as uncharacterized. The transcript has a single exon. NCBI's taxonomy places the organism in Eukaryota, Metazoa, Cnidaria, Anthozoa, Malacalcyonacea, Xeniidae. The record is from RefSeq and is a predicted model, not a curated record. The coding region runs from base 213 to 1643 and encodes 476 amino acids.
UCUUAGACAAGCAUACAUCAAAGUGUACUUUGGGAUAUUGGGCUCUAUCUGACCGCGUCAUCUUGGUCAAGCUGAAGGGAAACCCAUUCAAUGUGAGCAUCAUUCAAGUAUAUGCGCCAACAUCGGACGCUGAUGAUGAAGAAGUUGAGAAAUUCUAUGAAACUGUUGAUGAGGCUUACUGCCAAUGCAAAUCUGCUGACAUCAAGAUUUUGAUGGGUGACCUCAAUGCAAAAGUUGGUGCAGAUAGGGACGGAAAGAUUGUUGGUCCUUUUGGCCUCGGUGUACGCAAUGAGCGUGGCAACCGGUUUGUGGAUUGGUGCAACCGUAACGGACAAGUCAUCACCAACACAUGGUUUAAGCAUCAUCCAAGGCGCUUGUAUACGUGGAUUAGCCCAGGUGACCGUGUGCGCAACCAAAUCGAUUUUAUCACAAUCAAUGAACGAUUUCGCAAUUCGGUUUUUAACUCAAAGACUUACCCUGGGGCAGACUGCAACAGUGACCAUAAUCCCGUUGUUUUGACAAUGAAACUUCGGCUGAAGAACGAGAAGAAAAGCAACCGAAAGAAGCAAUUAGAGUACAAAGAACUGAAGAAUGAUAAUACCAGGUGUGAGUUCAAAAGAAGAUCAACUGAAAGACUUGACCUGAGUACUCCGAAAGCAGAACUAUGGCAUGUGGUUCGAGAUGCCCUCAAAGAGGCGGCCGAGAUGAGUUUGCCUGAGAAGAAGAAGCUGAAAUUUGGCAAGAACUGGAUGACUGAGGAGAUUUUGAAGUUGAUGGAACGGCGGAGGCUUCUAAAGAACAGAAAUGAAGUGCAAUAUAUUGAGCUAUGCCGAGAGAUCCGUAGAAAAUGUAAUAAAGCGAAAGAGGCCUGGCUGAAUAAAGAAUGCGAAGAGAUGGAACGAAAGGGCUGCACAAACUCAAACGAGAUAUUUGAUAAGGUCAGGAAGCUAACAGGGAAAAGAAGUAACAACAGAAGUGGUUGUAUUCGUUCGGAAACUGGAGUCAUGCUGACAGAACCUCGUGGCAUUUGCGGCAGAUGGGAGCGUUACAUCACUGAACUGUUUCACGAUAAUCGAGGCGAACCACCACACAUCGAGGCUAACAUCGAUGGUCCUGAGAUAACGAAAGAUGAGAUCCGGAAUGCCAUUAGGAAGAUGAAGAAAGGCAAGGCAUUGGGCCCAGACGAUGUCCCGGUUGAGUUAUUCGAAGCAAUGGGUGAAGAAGGAAUAAAAUUGCUGCACACGAUACUCAAUCACGCAUAUGAUACCGGUGAACUUCCAGACGACUUUCUUCGCUCGGUCUUCAUUGCGCUGCCUAAGAAACCCGGCGCUACCGAGUGCAAGGACCAUCGUACCAUCAGUAUUAUGAGCCACUCUGUGAAACUUCUCCUCACCAUCAUUCUUGAACGAGUCAGAACAAAACUGCGGCCUGAGAUCGCAGAUGAGCAGUUUGGUUUUAUGCCCGAUAAAGGCACAAGGAACGCCAUUUUCACUCUUCGGAUGCUUUGUGAGAGGGCUAUUCAACAUCAACAAGUGGUGUUCCUAUGUUUCAUCGACUACGUUAAAGCGUUCGACAAAGUUCAGCACGAGAAGCUCCUGAAACUUCUGCAAGAACUCAACAUUGAUGGAAAGACAUUCAAUUGA